Molecule: messenger RNA, 2517 nt
Organism: Wyeomyia smithii (pitcher-plant mosquito)
Lineage: Eukaryota; Metazoa; Arthropoda; Insecta; Diptera; Culicidae
Exons: 1
Coding region: 1-2517 (838 amino acids)
Source: RefSeq, a predicted model, not a curated record
AUGAUAUACGCGAAAGGCUCGAAGGAGAAGUUCCCGUUGUUCAAUACUAGGACGGUUUCGGAGUUGCAGUUGCCAAAGCAAAACGUACGGCUUGCGGAAGUGGCGAAACGGUAUCAGCAUUUGGCUGAAGUACCAACUAAGGAUUAUCCGUCGGAGCUGCCCAAGAUUCUUAUAGGUUUAGACAACCUAUAUCUAUUCGCGCCAUUGGAGUCGCGCAUCGGUAGACCAAGUGAACCUAUCGCAGUACGGUCGAGGCUCGGCUGGACGAUUUAUGGGUCGGAAAAACGUAAGACCAGUGUCCACACAUAUCUGAAUCUGCAUUCAGGGGCACGAGUGAGCAACCAAGAGCUGCACGACCUUAUUCGGAAACAAUAUGAGAUGGAUGAGACAGCGGUUACACCGUUCACCGCGCCGGAACCGGUCGACGAGAAACGUGCUCGAGAAAUUCUCGAAACGACAACGAGGAGGGUGGGCGAUCGUUUCGAAACAGGGUUACUGUGGCGAAAAGAUGAGCGAUGGUUUCCUGACAGCUAUCCGAUGGCUGUGCGGAGAAUGAGGGCACUCGAACGAAAACUGGAGAAGGAUCCAGCGUUGAAACAGAACGUCUGCCAGCAGAUUGUGGACUACCAAAAGAGGGGCUACGCUCAUAAAAUAACUGCAGAAGAGAUCGUAGAAACUCCUAGCUCGACGGUGUGGUACCUACCGAUGAACGUGGUGAUAAAUCCGCGGAAACCUGGUAAAGUACGCCUGGUUUGGGAUGCAGCUGCGUCAGUUGGAGGUGUUUCGCUGAACUCAGCGUUACUGAAGGGACCGGAUAUGCUGGUACCACUUCCCAAAGUCGUUUGCGGGUUCCGACAAGGUCCAGUGGCUUUCGGAGGGGACAUCCAGGAGAUGUAUCACCAGUUAAAAAUCCGGACUGAAGAUAAGCAAGCGCUGCGUUUCAUGUUUGGCAGUGACUCAACUGGAGCACCGCAAGUAUAUGUGAUGGACGUGGCAACUUUCGGUGCAACGUGUUCGCCAUGUUUAGCGCAGUUCGUUAAAAAUCUAAAUGCGAAACAGUUCGAAAAAGAGUUCCCGGAAGCAGCGGUAGCUAUAAUAGAGAAGCACUACGUGGAUGACUACUACGACAGUGUAGAUACCGUCGAGGAGGCAGUCGAACGGGCAAGGCAAGUGCAAUAUAUUCACUCGAAGGGAGGAUUUCACUUACGAAACUGGGUGUCGAAUUCGGAGGAGCUUCUGCAGAGAAUCGGCGAACGUAGUGCAGACACAGCAGUGCAUUUCAGUCGAGACAAAGGCACGGAGUACGAGCGUGUUCUAGGGAUCGUUUGGGAACCGGUGGAUGAUAGUUUUUGUUUCGCUACCGCUUCAAAGACGGAUUUCCUCAGAAUCCUCAAUGGCGUGGAACAUGCGACGGAGCGGGCGGUUCUCAGCUUUGUGAUGGCUCAAUUAGAUCCCAUGGGAUUCCUCACACCGAUUACCAUAUGUGAAAAAAUGUUGGUCCAGGAUCUUUGGAGAAAUGGCUGUGAAUGGGAUGCUAGGAUCGAUGAAGUAUCGUUCCAGAAAUGGCUGCGCUGGAUACAGAUGAUGCGAAACGUUGGGUCGUUCAAGCUGCCAAGGAGUUAUUUUGGAGGUGCAAAGUCUAACGAAAUAACGAAUCUGCAGUUGCACGUAUUCGCUGAUGCUAGCGAGACAGCGUACGGGUGUGUAGCGUAUUUCAGGGCGAUCGUGCAAGGAGAAGUAAGGUGUGCGUUGAUCAUGAGUCGAUCUAAGGUGGCACCACUGAAGCAGAUCUCGAUCCCACGACUAGAGCUUCUGGCUGCUGUUUUGGGAGCACGGUUGUCGCGGGCUGUGCUCGAGAACCACAACAUCGUUAUUGGGAAAAUUUUUUACUGGAUCGACGCGAGCGUAGUGCUAUCGUGGAUUCGAUCCGAUCAGCGAAGGUACAGACAGUUCGUGGGGUUCCGGAUUGGCAAGAUUCUUACUCUGACGAGGUUAACCGAUUGGCGCUGGGUACCGACCAGAGUUAACGUUGCAGACCAGCUUACGAAGUGGGGCAAGGAUCCGGAUAUGCAUCCUAACAGUUCGUGGGUUCGCGGACCAGCAUUUUUGUACCAAAGUGAAGAAGGGUGGCCGAAAAGAGAACUGCCGCCGGCAAACACGACAGAGGAACUGAGAAUCCAUCUAUUGCUGCAUGAGGUGAAAGAAUCGGAUGUUCUCGUGGAUCCUGGCCGCUUCUCUAAAUGGACGGUGUUAGUACGAACUAUGGCGUGCGUACUUCGUUUCGUAUCGAAUUGUAAAAGAAACGUUGCCGGGUUGCCGAUUGAGGUACUGCGUGCAACGAACAAGCAGGCGAAGGUACUUAAGUUAAGAAAAGGCGCGUCGAUCAGGCGGCCGCUUCAGCAAAGCGAGUACCAACAAGCGGAACUAUUUUUGUUGAAAAUGGCGCAGGUGGAAAACUUUAUCGAUGAACUGACGGUACUGAAACGAAACAGGGAUGUCCGACUGAUCAGUGGAUAA